This is a messenger RNA of Vairimorpha ceranae, 528 nucleotides long. RefSeq lists its product as hypothetical. Lineage: Eukaryota; Fungi; Microsporidia; Nosematidae. The record is from RefSeq and is a predicted model, not a curated record. The transcript has a single exon. Bases 1 to 528 code for a protein of 175 amino acids.
AUGACAGUAAAUGACUCUGUUGUAAAAGAAAUAAUAGAAAAUCUUAAAAAGAUCUCAAACACUUCACCGUGGGAAAAAUACAGAACUACACUAAAUAAACAUAAAAAAUUACCACUCAACGAAUGGAAAAGUCUUUUAAAUUUAUUGCGUACAAAAGAUUUAUACAAUUUACUUAAAGAAAAUUUUACAUCUAAAGAAGCACGGAUACUUGGCGCUGCAUUCGUACACUCGAAACUUAAUCAUUUAGAAGACAUUGUAGAUAUUAUUAUACAAAGAAAUGAUUUCUGUACACCUAUUUUACUAAAAUUUAUUUUAAUUAAAAAAAGAAAAUUUGAUCUUACAUCAAUACUAAAUUAUUUGCAUAAAAUGAUAAAAGAAGAUACAAAGUUAUCACAUUUAGAACUACUUAAAGUUGUGUAUGAUAAUUAUCCAGAUAUAAUAGAUAUAGAAAUAUUAGAAUUUUGUAAGAAUAACAAGCAUGAUAUUUGUAAACAAAUAUGUAGUGGAAAAGAAAUGGAGAUAUUAUAA